Hibiscus syriacus is the source of this 662-nucleotide messenger RNA. RefSeq names its product dihydroceramide fatty acyl 2-hydroxylase FAH1-like. Lineage: Eukaryota; Viridiplantae; Streptophyta; Magnoliopsida; Malvales; Malvaceae. Gene Ontology annotation, molecular function: fatty acid 2-hydroxylase activity; iron ion binding. The record is from RefSeq and is a predicted model, not a curated record. Gene Ontology annotation, cellular component: endoplasmic reticulum; membrane. Gene Ontology annotation, biological process: lipid biosynthetic process; fatty acid metabolic process. The transcript has 5 exons. The coding region runs from base 20 to 598 and encodes 192 amino acids.
GUUCUUUGCCUUGUUUAAUAUGAUACAGUUUCUGAGUCGGACCACGUGGUGGGUGGUGCCGGUCGUAUGGAUGCCGGUUGCUUUUUAUUUCAUCGGAAUGUCUUACACUAUGGGUCUCACACUUCCCCUAGUGGCCAUGUUGUCUGUUUCGGGGGCCUUUGUGUGGACAUUUCUUGAAUACUGUAUCCAUCGUUUCCUUUUCCACAUUGUCACAAAGAGUUACUGGGGAAACACCUUUCACUAUCUGAUCCAUGGCUUCCACCACAAACACCCUAUGGAUGGCCUACGCCUUGUGAUUCCACCUUUAGAAGCUGCAAUAGUUCUCGGUAUGUUUUGGUACCUGUGUAGGCUUUUAUUCACUUUGUCCAUGGGAUCUGCUUUGUUGGGAGGUGGACUGAGUGGAUAUGUGAUGUAUGAUACCACCCAUUACUACUUACACCAUGGCCACCCGACCAGCAAAAUUCUUAAAAGUCUUAAGAAAUAUCACAUGAACCAUCACUUUAGGAUUCAAAACAAGGGCUUUGGUGUGACGACGACGUUAUGGGACAGAGUUUUUGAAACCCUACCCAAAACCAAAGCAGCAGAGAAGAGUGGAUAGAUAACAAAAGCACUUGGCCAAACAUGCUUUAGUUUGCAGCUGCCUAUGAUGUGUUUUGUGGAAG